Messenger RNA from Leptosia nina, 741 nucleotides. Lineage: Eukaryota; Metazoa; Arthropoda; Insecta; Lepidoptera; Pieridae. The record is from the annotation of a GenBank genome assembly.
AUGACGGCCGCUAAUAACGAAUACCCUAAAGCGUCCAAUGCUACUCUGAUUGGAGCAUCAAUCACAUAUGUGGCUGGAUUAUUUCUCCUCCUAUCCUUUGCUGGGCCCUACUGGAUAGAGUCAUAUCCAGAAAUGUUUUCAUCCUUCAAACGCAUGGGCCUAUGGGAAUAUUGCUUCGAUCGGUUCCGCUUUCCUCAUUACCAGUUUGACAAGUUGUUUCACGGAUGCCAUUACAUCUUUAGCCAGGAAUAUUAUGUGAUCCGCGAAUGGCUACUUCCAGGCUGGUUAAUGGCGGUACAAGCAUUUGUCACUUUGGCUUUUAUGCUCACAUUCUCAGCUCAGGUUUUGUUAGCCUGUGUAAUCGUUAGAAUGCCGUUGCGCAAUGUGUUGAGAUAUGAAUGGAUAUAUGUAUCUUCAGCAUUUCUUAUGAUUGCUGUCUCAAGUGGUUUCCUACUCUUAGCAGCAAUUAUAUUUGGGGCAAACUGUUAUCGUCGUGAUUGGCUUCUUUAUCCGUCCUUCAAUGUUCUUUCUUGGUCGUAUGCUUUUGCAGUUAUCGCUUGUAUAUUAUUUGGUUUGGCAGCGAUUCUAUUGUUCUUUGAAGCACGCAAAUUAUAUGAAUUGCGUUUGGAAGCGAAGAACUUGGUAGCCCAAAUGCAACAUAGCCAACCGGAGCAUGCUUUACACCAGCUCAGGGGACAGUUGCAACAACAGCAGCAACAGUUUGGCUUCUAUAGGAAUUAA